Molecule: messenger RNA, 8112 nt
Organism: Melospiza melodia melodia
Lineage: Eukaryota; Metazoa; Chordata; Aves; Passeriformes; Passerellidae
Gene: AP1S2
Product: adaptor related protein complex 1 subunit sigma 2
Exons: 6
Coding region: 154-624 (156 amino acids)
Biological process (GO): vesicle-mediated transport; intracellular protein transport
Cellular component (GO): membrane coat; intracellular membrane-bounded organelle; AP-1 adaptor complex
Molecular function (GO): clathrin-cargo adaptor activity
Source: RefSeq, a predicted model, not a curated record
AGGCGCGCGCGCGCUCGCGGCCGCGGCACCUCCCGUCCCCUCCCGACCCCUCCCUCAGUCCCGCUCGGCGGCCGCGGCGGCAACAUCGGCGGUACCGCUGUUGGCAGAGGUGCCUGCUUCUUCUCCGCCUCAGCUCCGCUAUCCCCUGGCACGAUGCAGUUUAUGUUGCUUUUUAGUCGCCAGGGGAAACUGAGACUCCAGAAGUGGUAUGUCCCAUUAUCUGACAAAGAAAAGAAGAAAAUCACAAGGGAACUUGUUCAAACAGUAUUAGCCCGCAAACCGAAAAUGUGCAGCUUCCUGGAAUGGAGAGACCUGAAGAUUGUCUACAAAAGAUAUGCAAGCCUCUAUUUCUGCUGUGCUAUUGAAGAUCAGGACAAUGAACUAAUAACUCUGGAAAUAAUUCAUCGCUAUGUAGAACUUCUUGACAAGUAUUUUGGCAGUGUCUGUGAACUUGAUAUCAUCUUCAAUUUUGAAAAAGCCUAUUUCAUUUUGGAUGAGUUCCUUUUAGGAGGGGAAGUUCAGGAGACAUCCAAGAAAAAUGUUCUUAAAGCCAUCGAACAAGCAGAUCUCUUACAGGAGAGCCAGAAUGAAGACUGGGGAGGUUUGUCUGAGGAUAUCUUAUGAUUAAGAGCAAUCUAAGGCAUUAGCCCUUUUGACCCCAUCUAAAUGAUUGCCCAUAUGAACAUGUAUUUAUUGGAAAAUGAGCUGUUUACAUCUGCUAUGCAAAGAAAAUGGGCCCUAAAAAGAUUGGGUGCUGCUGCAAUUGACUGUGUAUCAAAAUGCCGGAUGCUGCAUGACAGAACAAAGCUUAUUUGCAUAUAUAGUGCAUUGCAACAUAUUUUUGUCCAAAGCAUAAGUGGAAUACGUUGUGGCAGUCCUACUAAUAAAGGUAAGAUUUUAAUUUGCAUAAAGCAAGUUUAAAACAUACACGAAAAUGAUUUGCUAGGAAAAACUUAAUUAGUCUGCUACUUAUUUGAUAUAAUGAUAAACAAGUAGUUCAGUAAACAGAUUGGCUUUUGUACUGUGGAACUGUGGUAAUAGAUCUAAUUUCAUAUGCAGCUUUAUAAAUACCAGGAUUUAGUUUCCAGAUAAAAGAAAAACAAAUGUAGUAGGCAAAAAUAUUUGUAUUAUGUUGAAAACCAAAUUCAGAGCUGGUGUAUGGGUAUUUUUACCGUUUAAGAGUUUCCUAGUAUAUGAUAGAGCCAUAGAAAACUUAAGUGCUCAAGCUUGAUACUUUCUACAUUUCCCCCCCAAUUUUAUUGCUUUUUCUGUACUCUUCAUGAUAACAAGUUCAUGUACAAAGAGUGUGAUUCUUAUAGUGAGGUUAGAAUUGAAACUGUGUUUGUAAAACUUUCCUUGUGAUUAGAACUUUAAAAAGCUACCUACAUUGUUCAGCACCUGUGCUGUGAACAGAGCUUAGGAAUCCUAAUCUUUUUUUUUUGUGUCUCAGAUGGCUACAAAGACCAAUUCUGACACAUACAAACCAGGCCUAGAUAACUGUGUGACUCCAGUUUACUUGCCUACAAUAUUUCCCUGGGAGAUCUCUGUGUGUGGGCAUAGUUUUGCUUGAAAAAAUGUGCUUUGUCCCCAUUAAAUUAAACACAGUUGUAUUAUCUGAUGCCCAUGGAAUGCUACUUCUUGGCCUGUACUGUUCCUUGGAAGGAGUGAAGGAAUAGUUGCUGUGUUCAGAUCCUAAUUUACAAGGUCGUCGAGGCUCCUCAGAAUAUGGAGAAAUAGAAAUGGCAUCUGCUGGGCUGAGUGGAGAGGGACAGAUAGAUGGUUGCACAUAAUCAGAGAUGGGGAAUAGUUAGCCUGCAGUAAGGUGCUGCAGUUUGUGUGUAGGAAUGAAGAUCAUCUGGGUUAGAGAAAGAUCUCCUGAGGUAAAGGAGGUUGCCUAGGGCAAGGGGAGGAGUUUGGCUCAGAGCUUGGGUGUUUGGAUUAACCUGAUGUUUAACUAAUUGGUUAUACAACUUUAAAUUACUUUAAUCCUUGUUACUUUGAGGCAUAACCAAGCCUAGAAUGAGUAGAACUUGUUUUUUUUGUUUUCUCUUUUAGAGAGAUUUUCUGUAAUCUAGGGUGUUGAGUACUAUGUGUUCCGUGUGGCAGUUGUAAUAAGCCACAUAUUCAGAAGCAGUUGGUUUCAUAGAGAAUGUGGUGAAAUUUAUGGUAAGCCUUGCAUAAUACUGAAAAACCACAUGAAAUCUUGAUAUACAUUCAAAUUGUUCCAUGUAGAAAUUCUGCUUUCUACGGAGAGCAUUUUACAGUGGUAAAGUCAUGGUGUUGAGUCAGGAUGCAGGAUGCUCAUCACCCAAACUCAUGCUGACAGUGACUGUUGUUGAGAAAGCUGGGUCUAUUCUCACUCCCACCUUUGUGUUGAUCUGCUUGCCCUGUGGUUCUGGGGCUCCUAGCUUGUUAGCCAAAACUUGAGCUCACGUAGAGGGAGCAUGAGGGAAGUGCCAGGAGGAGAAAACCGGUGGCAUUGAAAAGGGAAGUAAAAAGCAGCUGCUUUUGGCAAACCAGGACUUUGCUAAAGUUGAUAGUACAGCUUAAAUUAUGUCCUAUUUUUUAAAGAAUCACAAUAUGUAAGUGCUUUAAAAAGCAAGUGUUCCACACAUCUUGUCCUGACUCACUGUCUGCUGUGAACCCCCAAGUCAGCCUGCAGAGGUAGGGUCUAAUUUACUUGUCAUGUGCUGCGCCCCUGCUGUUGGCCUGAGUCAUAGGAGUGUAGUGAGGAGCUUCAGCAGCAGUAUUGACUUUGGGAGUUUUCAGCUGUCCUUUCUCUCCCUCUUUCCUUGUGCCAGAAAAGCUAUUUAUACAACAAUUCUAGAACUGGAUUUCAGAUCCAUUUAAACUGAUCCAAUUCAAAUUGUUUAUUUUAAAAAACAUAUAGUCAGCAGCUUUUCUUUUCUGUGUUUACAACUUGUGCCUGCAAACAUUUGUCCAAACAAUUGUAAGAAUGCAGAGUGCUGCAGUGCCAGGAAGGAAGGGAGAUGCUUAAAUGCCAUUGCCAUGGAAGCUGAAUAGUAUUGGACGUGACAUGGCUUGUUGCAGCAGUAUAUUCUGGUCAGCUUUUCAAAGAUAGCAGUCCUGCAGUUUAAGAAAUGCUUCCUUGAGCAAAGGAGAAUAAGUGAUGCAAACCUGUAUCUGCAGUGCUGAAAGAAAGCAUUAAUGAAUCCUUAUGUGCCUAGUUUGACAGUUUGCCAAACAUCCAGACAUUGUCAGAUUAUCUGAUGGGGAGCUCAGUGAUUUUUUUUUUUAAAUAAUUUUGGCUCUAACUUCAGAAUACGAAGUGUUCAGCCGUAAUAUGUGCUCAAAGCAUUUGUGUUUUUGUGGUGGCGAGGUGGAGCCUCUGACGGAUUCUCAGAACCAUCCUUCCUGCUGAAGGCUGACUCUCGAUUGUUCCUGGCUCGCUGCAUAGCAACUGAUUGGCACAUGUGGAGGAGAGCCCCAGAGCGAUUAUCACCUCUGAGCUGGCAGAUCAGAGCAGCAGCUCAGAGGCAGGAAGCACCUGCUAUUACCGGGUUACAGUGCCCAGAGCUUCAGCUGAUCUUUGCUGUGCUUCUGGGAGAGAGGCAGGCACUGCUCUCAUACCCUUCUGCUCUGUUGAGGUGAUGUUUUAGAGCUGAACUCUGUGCCUAUGCUUGGGUGUUUUGCUGAAUAACGUUUGCAGGACAACUUGCUGUUUCAUAUUCUAGUUGAGAAUUCUGUUGACUGGUUUGAAAAAAAUCUUGAAGAUUUUUUGUUUUCUCUGUAUAGAAAGCUGCAGACAAGAUCUUGACUAGGAGUUGGUAUUGAUGAAGUAUUCUUCUUUUUAUUUGUUUGCGUGUAGGUUUUUUUGUUUUUUGUUCUUCUUUAAUACUUGUCUUUGAAGAUGUUUGUAAGUGUUUCUAGGUUCUCUGAGAUAACAGUUGGGUCUUCUUUGAAAAUAAAACUAGAAUUUUGUAAUAAAAAUGCCCUAGUGGGAAAUACUAAGGCCAGACUAGAUGUGCCCUGAGCAACCUGGCCUAUUGGAAUGUGUCUGCCUAUGGCACAAGAGUUGGAACUAAAUGAUCUAAAAUAUCCCUUCCAACCCAACCCCAUUUUUCUAACAGAAGUCUCUGAACAGUUAGCUAACCAAAGAUUGGGAAACAGGUACUCUCCUGUUUUGAAAUCCUUGAAAAGGCAAGUGAACAGCAGCAAUUUCCUAAAGCAGCCGUUCGUUAGAAAUAUUGCCUAAUAAUGAUUCAGAAGUAGAGUGAAAAAGUAAUUGCUUAUGAAACAUUGCUAAGGAAGUGCUUGUUAAACGUGAAUUUCUUCCUACUGUAAAAACUUCACGUUUCUAAACAUAAGUCCUCAGCCUCUGCCCUUGAUUUCCCCGUAGCCUGCUUCUUCUAUAGAAUUUUUCCCAAACUUUCAUGCACUCCAUGGACCCCCAUCUUGUAUGUUGUUUGAGCUAGGGUUUUGUUAGGUGCUAAAUGAGGAAGAAAGCCAAGUCUUUAUCAAAUGGUGGCAGUUGUGAUUUUUGUGUGCAGUUGAACAUGGCUUGCCUUCACAGACUUUGUGCUGAGUUUGAUGGGAAAGAAGUUAAAAUAAUAACCUAAGCAAACUUUCCUUGGAAAAGAAGUUGAGCAAAGUGUUGAUGAAAUCUGUGUCGCUGCUAUGAGAUGUCAUCAGUAAAAUGGCAGCCCUGCAACAUGCUGAACUUGAGACAGUUUGGUAUAGACGUAAAGAAUUUCUUUUCUCUCUCUUGCCUGAGGAAAUAGCACAGUUUUUUUGUCCACUACAGACUUAAAAUACCUUAAAUUGCAGCAAGUAAAUAAUUCAAGGUAGAUGUUAGGCAAAUUUUCCAGUGGAGAUGAUAAUUUAGCAUUUAAGUAGAUUGCCCGAGGCACAAUAAAAUGGCAUCACUGGAUGCCUUUAAUAGAUGAAAUAUCUCUCAGGAAAGUUAUAGGUAUACUCUUAGGGGGACUGGAUCAAAUUAAGUCCCUUCUAAUUUUAUUUUAGCUGUGAUUUUUAAUUAGUUUGGGUCAUGACAGAGUUGGCCGAGAAAAUGUCAGUUGGGUUGGACUGGCUAAAUAGUUCUGUUUGCUCAGAUCAACUCUACCAUUUUUCUAAUUUAAAAAAUUUCCAAUGACUCAGGCUGACAAUUUCAGAGAGUAUUAUUAGCUUUUUAAAAUGAGUUGUCAACACAGAUGUCGUUUUGAAGAAGAUUAAUUCUAGUAACUUUUAAAAUACUGCAAUUCCACAAUGUGCAAAUUGUGUUGUAGAGUUAUUACUUUUCUGGCAGUACUAGGAUCUAAGACCUUUGUGUUAAAGUUGGAUAAAUGGUUUACAGCCAGUUUUAUGUGAUGAUUUUUCAGAGGUGCAUUUCAUGUUAGUUUGCCCUUACAUUGUACUGUAAGGAUACUAUUGUCUCUUCCCUAGCUUCUAGAUCAACUAAGUUAUAAACUUAUAACAAUAAGUUUAUAUUAGAUCUAAAUUGUUAUCUUAAACAACGUCUGAGCCUGUGAAGCAUGUCCUUGAGGUCUGUACAUUCCCACAAAAGGAAAGCAAGGUAGUGUAGAUACUGGUUGUGGAAUUUGACAGCUGUCCCUUCCCCAUGUUGUCUUUUCUGGUGUUCAGACCAGGCUAGCUGCUCUGGAGACAGUGUAGUGGGGAGGCACAAAAAAAGGUCAGUCAGAGUUGAAACUUGUGAGGUGCUGUAGUUCUGUGAUGGCAAACAAUUUGUCAAAACUUCAUUUUCCUUUUGGUUGCUUGUCAGGCAGCCCACAGUGCCAGGCCCCUGUGUGGGAUGGUCCUGGGUGUCCGUGGUGGGUACAGAGGCCUCACUGGAACACCAGUUGUCCUUCUCAAUAUUGCUGUGUUAUCACUUUGUAUCUCCAUUACUGUUGUCUUCCAUUGAAUCCUUCAGGUUCACUUCUACAGGGUCGGUUUAUUGCUAGUCUAGUUGCAGGUGAUGUUUACACAUUCUGUAAAACAAAAUGGAGUGAAAUAAGCACAUUCUUCCUAUUGUUGUCUGACCAUCUGUCUUGUUUAUCAGUAAACCAUAAGUUUCUGUGAAGAUGAGGCACUGAUCUCACAAUAGUAAUGUGAGUCAAUCAUCUAAUUUUGUGUACCAUGAUUUUAACAUCAAAGACAGCAAAUUCCUCGAGGUAUAAACCAUUGAAAAUACAAUCAGGGUGGGGAGUAACCCAGACUAUGGGUCUGUGCAAAUUGGGAAAGGACUUGCUCACAUGAAGUGAGCACUUCCAUGGCCUUAUUUGUUGAUGUUUACAGAUAUGUAAAAUGGGACAUGGUCAGUGUUUCCAGGCCAAAGAGGAUGCCUAAGAAUGUGUACACACAAAAUCCUUUAAUACAACAGUGGGUUGCAGUCAGCUUCAUAAAAAAGAAUGAGCUGCUAUUGUUGUUCUUUCUGUCCUGAGAGCUAAUGUAAAGUUAAGGAGAAAUCUAUUAGGAGAUUUGAAAGACAUUUCAGUGAAGACUCCAACUUUGAUGGCUCCACAUUUCCAAGGGUAAACACUGGAACACAUGAGUUUUUUUCAAGGAAGAGGGGAAUCGUGUACUCAUAUAUAACCCAGAUUGAAGUUGGGCAUUUUAGAUUAUUACAGUAUGCCUGUUCUUCAGUUGUCUUCUCAUGAACAGUCACCAGUGUAAGUAAAGCAGAAGUUUUCCCUAGGAAUCUUUCUGGGAGUAUUUGUCUGUGGGAAUUCUAAGUUUAGUACUUUAUUCUUUUUAGUCAAAACUCCGUAAUAACAUACACUAUUACCAUGCAAUGCCUUUUCCAGUUAGGAAAAUGCCUCAGCAUUUUGUUUUUAAUGUAGACUGAUGAUUUCUACUUAGUCCACGUGAGAGGUGUUAAGUGUUGAAAUUUGCAUUUGUAAUUUCUUAUUAUAUACCAAAUUCUUUUCAAUCUAAAAAUUAUAGCAUGCAUCAUAUAACCUAUUUAUAACUGUCACAGAGUUAUAUAGGUGCUAUUAUUUUGUGAACUUCUGGAUUUGUAGUUAGCUUGGUCAAAGUAAUUUAAACUACUGUGACAUCAUCUUCAUAUUACUGAUACUGAAAAACAGUAUAAAAAACUGUGCAGCUUCUGGAAUAUUUUUGUUGUGCUUUUUUGUGAUCUGAGAAUAGAAUUUAAAACAUGCAAGCUUGGACAUGCAAAUAAAGUGAGAUGGCACAGAGGAGACAGUUUUAGAAGUCCAUGGGAACUCUUCUCAGUUCUGUUUUAAAACUUUUGUCAUUCUGGGAAGUGGGAUACAAAAAUAGAUUGAAGAUUGUAAUUGUUACAGGAUCAAAGAUGAAAACUGACAUGCAGAGAGUUGAGUUUUGUGUGUUUUCAUCCCAGAAAAAGUUAAUUCUGCAUAUAUGGGACUGGUGCUCCUCAAUUACUGUGACUGCAUUAUUGAGUGUUGCUUUCUUUCUAGCUCAUCUUUCAGCAAAUUGAAUACUAAUGUUCAUGCCAUUCAUACAAGAGUGUGUUGAGUUCAGCAGCAUAAUCCAAAAGCAAAGAAAACUUUGCUUGCUUUGAGAGGUGUAUCAGAGGCCUCCAUUUUUCUAAACAGACUCUCUGAAUUUCAAAAAAGGAAUUUUUGUCACCAGUAAUGCCACCACUGCAUGACCCUGGCAUGGUGUGUUCAGAGCCAUGUUCUGGAGGCCUGGUACCUCUAAAUGUGUGUUUUAUUAGAGCAGAUGUGGUGGGUGAUGUCAGAUGCCACUUAGCUCAGUGCCUGUCCCUGACAGAAGCCAACAGUCAAUGCCUGAUGCAGAGACAAGUAAUAGAUGGGGUGGCCCAUCUCUGGAGCUUCAAACUUUUUUUGACUAAGAAGAAACUCUGAGCUUAUGUAAUAAAAGUAUUUAUGAUACAAAGUUUUCCUGUCUGUUGUUGGACACAGUAUGCAAGUAUGGGGGGGGUAAAAGAGUGAUUCUGCCCACUACCCUCACCCCCUGGACAUCUAGAGUAGUCAAAAAUACAAUAUUGUAUUUCUGUAUCAAAUGUCCUUUUAAUGUCAGAGAUACAAUAGCAAGGCAAUAUUUUUGUUUUCUUGCAUAUCUGUCCACCUUUCUAUUAUGUAUAAGAAUAUGUACAUUUCUUUUGUAGCCACGUCAUGAAUACUUUAAUGUACCAGUGUACUAAAU